UAUGGGCUGGAUUCCAUUCGCUACCUGCGAAAAGAAGAGAAACUGGAGACCUUCCUUGAGAACUACCGAAACUGGGCCUUCAUCGCGCCAGAAUACCGAGAAACCCCACCUGCAGCACCUAGCCCCGUCAUGGAUUCCUUCAGUUAUGGUACCAUUCUCGCCGAGGUAGCGCAAAGACGUGAGGAUCCCGAUGACAUCGACCUGCCAGAUCUGGAUCCAGUAGAGCGGGAGGAGAUCAAAAAGGCCUGGUGGGAUUAUCCUCUACCUAUGCACGAUGCAUUCCAGGGUGGAGACGAAUGCACACCAGAUGAAAAGGAUUAUAUAAAUUUGAUCAAGAAUUGUUGGGGACCAAGCGAAAUUCGACCUACCUUCGAAAUGAUCAAAGCAAAGAUGGACUUGAUCAAUCCUCGACGAAAGAAUCCGAUUGACAUCAUUUUGAGCCUGAUGGAGAAGUAUUCGGCCCAUUUGGAGAGCAUUGUUAACGAAAGGACGCAGGACCUCAUUGUCGAGAAACAAAGGACUGAUGAACUUCUGCACAGCAUGCUACCAAAGUCUAUCGCAAACCAGCUUCGCAGCGGACAACCAGUUCCUGCAGAAGCCUACGCAUCAUGCACAAUCUACUUCAGCGACAUCGUCGGAUUCACCAACAUCUCUUCAGACUCGACUCCAUUUGAAGUUGUGGCACUGUUGAACAAGCUCUACAGCGAGUUCGAUCAGAUCAUCGAUCGAUAUGAUGUCUAUAAAGUGGAGACGAUUGGUGAUGCAUAUAUGGUUGCGUCCGGUGUACCACGAAGAAAUGGGCUUCGCCAUGCUGUGUCUGUGACAGACAUGGCGCUGGAUCUGGUUGAGGCCUCACACUCCUUUGUCAUCCCUCACUUACCAGGCGCGCCACUGAAGAUACGCGUUGGCCUACACUCAGGUACAGUUGCUCUUAUAAAUUUUAAUUCACUGCGUUAUAUCUACUUUCUGCUAUGGCCGGUAUGCGCCGGCGUAGUGGGAUUGAAGAUGCCCCGUUAUUGCCUCUUUGGUGACACUGUGAAUACCGCAAGCAGAAUGGAGAGCACUGGCGAAGCCUACAAGAUACACUGUAGUGACGCAACCCACGAAAUCCUCGAAAAGUUGGGAGGGUUCCUUUUCCAGGAGCGUGGAACAAUUGAAGUCAAGGGCAAGGGUGCAAUGCGAACCUGUGGCCCCAGCUCGAAACGGCGGGGUUCUACAGUGCGCAAUAUGAAGCCGAAGAAGUCUAUCUGCUCGGUUUCAAGCAAUGGAGGCGGCACGAUCGUCGGCGCGCAGUUCGGCGACACGGCCAAAAAUCCGGCCAUUGAGAUCAUUGCACCGGAACUCAUGGUUGACCAGAAGGGCUCAGUGUUAGAUGCCGGAGAUAAGGACAAGCUCGUGAGUAGUGAUCCGAAGAAACGCAGCAGCAAGACCAGCCUAGCCCCACCAGAAUCUACCAGAUAA
This is a messenger RNA of Dibothriocephalus latus, 1461 nucleotides long. The record is from the annotation of a GenBank genome assembly. Lineage: Eukaryota; Metazoa; Platyhelminthes; Cestoda; Diphyllobothriidea; Diphyllobothriidae.